GAGGGAGGCGGGGACGGGACGGAACCAGGUGGGAACGGAGGGACCGAACCGGUCCAAAGGGGGUGAUAGAAGCGGUCGGAACCGCUGCGAGCCGGGCUGUGCCAUGAGGAGGAGCUGGUAGGGGGGGAGCUGAGGGGCCGAUAGGAGGCCGCCAUGGCCUCGAAUUGUGCUGGGGGAGCUGCGGCUGGAGGAGGCGGAGGAACGACGUUGGGUUCGGUUCUGAGCGCCAGUAAAACCAAAACCAAGAAGAAACAUUUCGUGUGUCAGAAGGUGAAACUGUUCCGGGCCUCCGACCCGCUGCUCAGCGUCCUCAUGUGGGGGGCCAACCAUACGAUCAAUGAACUCAGCAACGUUCCUGUCCCUGUCAUGUUGAUGCCUGAUGAUUUUAAAGCCUACAGUAAGAUCAAGGUGGACAAUCAUCUGUUCAACAAGGAAAACUUACCAAGUCGCUUUAAAUUUAAGGAGUACUGUCCUCUGGUGUUCCGAAACCUCCGGGAAAGGUUUGGGAUCGAUGACCAGGACUACCAGAACUCGGUGACACGAAGUGCCCCAGUGAACAGCGACAGCCAGGGCCGAUGUGGGGCCCGGUUCCUGACCACCUACGACAGGAGGUUUGUCAUUAAGGCUGUGUCGAGUGAGGACGUAGCAGAGAUGCACAACAUCUUAAAGAAGUACCACCAGUUCAUAGUGGAGUGCCAUGGGAACACCCUUCUGCCCCAGUUCCUUGGCAUGUACCGGCUCACCGUGGAUGGAGUGGAAACCUACAUGGUGGUUACCAGAAACGUCUUCAGCCACAGGCUGACAGUGCACCGAAAAUACGACCUGAAGGGCUCAACAGUGUCCAGGGAAGCAAGCGAUAAGGAGAAGGCCAAGGACCUGCCAACAUUCAAGGACAACGACUUCUUGAAUGAGGGACAGAAGCUGCACGUUGGGGAAGAGAGCAAAAAGAACUUCCUGGAGAAGCUGAAGCGGGACGUGGAGUUCUUAGCUCAGCUGAAGAUUAUGGACUAUAGCCUGCUGGUUGGGAUCCACGAUGUUGACCGAGCAGAGCAGGAAGAGAUGGAAGUGGAGGAUCGGGCAGAGGAUGAGGAGUGUGAGAAUGAUGGUCUUGGAGGCAACCCCAUCUCCUCGUAUGGAACCCCCCCAGACAGCCCUGGCAAUCUCCUCAAUUACCCUCGUUUCUUUGGGCCCGGAGAGUUUGAUCCUUCUGUUGAUGUCUACGCCAUGAAAAGCCACGACAGUGCCCCCAAGAAGGAAGUGUACUUCAUGGCCAUUAUAGACAUUCUUACGCCAUACGAUGCAAAGAAGAAAGCUGCACAUGCUGCCAAAACAGUGAAACAUGGGGCUGGAGCUGAGAUCUCCACCGUGAACCCGGAGCAGUACUCCAAACGCUUCAAUGAAUUUAUGUCCAAUAUCCUGACAUAGUCAUCUUCAGCCUUCGGAGGAACAUGAAGAGAAGAGGGGCUACUUCCCAGCGGAGAACGCAGCCUGUGACACUAAAACAGACUCUGUAGCAGCAUGUGGGGUGUGAGUGAGUGAGUGAGUGAGUGAGUGAGCAAGAGCGAGUGUGUGGCACUGCGUGACUUCAGAGAAAACAGCAUUUUUGGUGCACCCUCCAACAACCCACAUCAACCAGGUGGGAGAAAAAGAAAGGGGAGGGUAUAAGGGAGGGGGUGGGAGGGGGGUGUGUUUUGUUACAGAAGUGCCCAGACAUCAAUUUGAGGGCUUUUUAAAACAAGAAAAGUGCAUUGUUUGCAGCACUGCUCUUCCUGAUGGUGAUUCCUCCUGUCUGACUAAGGGACUCCCAGGGAUGGGAUGUGAGAUAAGGGGGGGAAGAGGGGUUACUUGAGCUUACCUUCAUUGGAGUUAAGCAGUGCCUGAUGCCACAAACUGCUUUUUCUUUUUUAAAUUAAUUAGUUAAUUAAUUAUCAUCAAAUUGUCUUUACAAGAAAGACCCGCAAGCCCUUUCACUUCCCUCGUGCUAAGAAUUGGAAGGAAAAUCAAUUGCCAUCUGAAGGAUGGAAGAUGUUACAGUGAUAAGGAGGAGUCGCUGGACUUUGGGUGAAUUCAGACUGGGACACUUGAUAUCUUUUGGGGUAAUUUAAGUAACAAAAACAUUGUGGGGUUUUCUUUAUGGGGGGGGGGUUGUUGUUUUCUUUUGUAUCUGCACUCGAUUUACAAGAAAGAUUUGAGGGGAAAUGAACAUCUACCAAAGAUGAUCACAAACAGGGAGGUGUUUGUUUGCUCCCGGAGCCUGACAAAGCAACGUGAGGAGCAGCAUCAGAUGGUGGUGAUGUGCUCGGACCCGGCGUGCUGUGCAUUGGGCAGCUGUGAGGAUGUUAAAGGACAAAGCAGCAAAGCUCUGCGUCCCUGUUACAUGUGGGAUAACAACUGACUACGUGGAACCUUUCCCCUUUGCACAGCAGUUGGGAGUCGCUGUGUCUCUUUGGUUUGUAGCUUCGUUGUCUGCAGUUCAGUGUUAAAUCCGGCUAACGUUGUGUCUUCCUCAUCCACUCGGUCUGCAGCGGACGUGCUUGGAUUCUCUUCCUGAUGGAGGAUUGUGGAUUUUCUGCCUUUGUUUUUUGCCAUGGUGAUGUGAGCUGUGGCCGUUUGCUCCUCUCUGAGCAGUAUGGAAGGAUGGCAACACUCAGCGCUUGCACCAGACCCCCCCAUUCACCCCCUAUUGGAGCUGAUUGAUGUGACUGAACAUCAUCCCCCCCCACCUUUGGCUGUGAGGCUUCUGUGGGCUCCAUUCUCAGCACUGUACAACACUGAUGGAUUUUGGGGUUCCUUCCUUCAUUUCCUUUCUCAGCAGGAUUCAGCAUCUUGACCGAAACUCGCCAUCUCAACGCGUUUUGCUUAUCUGCCUUGAACUGUUUUCACAUAUGCCUUUGUUUCGGGAUGAAGCUCUUUGGGGGAUGUCUGCCCCGUGCUGUAACACCCUGCAGGGCUCACUCCUUUUUUGGGGUGGGGGGGAUCUCUGGUGCUCAUUGCAUCCCAGCUGUGUUCCCAAGGGCUCCUGGCUCUGCUGUGGGAUAUGGGCAGCGUGGCUGCCACCACUCUCAGCUUAAAAGGGGACAGAAGGGCCUCGAGCUUCAGCCCAUAGAGGCGCAUUGUAAAUAGGGCACUCACAGCAUCAGAAACGACCAUAUGGGGGGGGUCACAGAGGGACCCUAUCACAGAGGGACCCUAUCACAGAGGGACCCUAUCACAGAGGGAUAGGGGCCUUUGUGGUCAUUUGUGGGUGGUUCUCUAUGAGGUGGGGCAGCUUCAGAAUGAGUACAGCUGAGAGAACACUUGAAAUAGGGGGGAAGAUGGGAGGGCACGGCCGUGCUGUGGGCAUUGUGCUGUGGUUGCUGUGCUCUUUGAAAGGAAGAAAAUAAGCACUUAAACGUUUACUACCCGUUAGGAAUUAAAAACACAACCCAUCGCUUUUUAUUCUUGCCAGUUUUAAAGAGUCUCCAUUGGAGCUGCAGCUUUUGGGCCCCAAGAGCUUUUGCUGCUCUGCUGGGCAGCGAGGAGCUCCUUUAAACCGAUAAGUCUUUAAAUCACGUAAUUUAUAAAGUAAUAAUAUAAAAGAAGAGGAAAUGGGGGAGGGAAGAAGGGGGGGAGGAGGGAGGGGAGUCAACGAGCUGCAGGCACUGAGCUGUGUUAUCUGCUCACACUAGGACUGAACUGGAGGGUUGUGGCUUCAGCAUCUCCCCAGCUCUGCCCCUGGUUGAGUCGCUGUGUGUAUUGCAGUAAGGAAAUGCCAUUUUCUCCCUUAAUGCUGUGUUGCCCAGGUAUCGUAACUUCGUUUCACGUGAGCGUUUUGUAUAUUGUUUACAUUUGGGGGUGGGUGGGAGGGAGGGGGGGGAGCAUUGUGUUAAAAGAUGCUCAUUUUCAUUUCAAGACAGUAUUUUUCUUACCAGAACAAGAGGGUGAAGCUGCAAAUAUUUGCUUUUUAAAAGGGAUUUCGGGGGCUUUUUUUUGUUGUUGGUUCUUUUUUUUGGUUUGAAAUCUUCUUUUUUUAGGUCGUUCUUUUCUUUUUUAACUCGAGUAUUUAAGAAAAAAACCCAGCCCGUCCCCCAAUUCUGGUUUUACAGCUGCUCGUGCUCGUUUGUUGUCUGUUGCUGGUGUGAGUUUAGUUGUAGUGUGCUGGAUGUAGGUAGCUGUGUCUGUAGAUGUGCCCCACAGAGUGCAGGGUGGGAUGAGGUUGGGGGGGGGGUCCCUGUGCUCCUGCCUGUCCCAAGGUGGGCUCUGAUGUGUCCAUAUGUGAGCACUGAAAUGUGCUUUGAGUUGCCUAAAGGAAGAGAAUUCGUGGGGUAAAAGGGAGAGGGGAGAAGGGAGAGAGCAGCAGUGUGUUGUCUCAUUGGUGCAAUAUAAAAUGCUCCAGAAUAGGAUGGGUCACCCUAAAGUGGCAGCUGUGUGUCCUUAGGGGGGGGUCUGCCUGCUCUCUGGUCUCAGAGUGACCCAGUGUUCAUUAUAAAGGCCACGAUGGUGAAGUGGAACCCUUGGGGUGGUUCUAUUCCUCCAUACACACCCCCCCCCCACCUUCCCUGGAUUGCCCUGACCAGCAGGAGCACUGAAGCACUGAGUUGUACUUUCUGAGCUGGGAGAAGACUCCAUGCAUCCCUGCAGGGCACUGCACAGCCCCAGGUGUGAGCUCUGACCGCACUUUGGUGGCUUCAGGCUGUGUUCAAUAGGGAUUGUCUUCACCUCAGAGCAGCUGCCUCCGUCCUGUGACUGCUAUGCAGUCUUUACAGAGGCCUCCCUUCGAGCUGCAGAGCUUUGUGUCCCACCUCGAGGUGGAAUAAACCCCUCAGCAGCCAUGCAAGCAAUCUGAGCUGGAUCACUGUUACAACAGCAUCUCCCCCCCCUUUCCAAACACCGUUUCAGGUUCAUUAUCACCUCUCCCUCCUCUCCGCCAUCUCUUAUCAGUCACUACUGAUUCUCCUUGCUCUUUUUUCCUGUGGAACAGCAAUGGCAAAGCACAGAGAAACCAACUCCUGCUGCUGGUGGGUUUUAGUUUCCAUCGCUGCUCCCCUCAUUCAGUGGAUCAAGUUGUUUAACAUCAGGGCGGGGGGGGCUGAGGAGGGGCAGGUCUAAUCAGUGCAACCAAAAACCAAUGUGAAUAAAUUAAGAUACAACCAAACUAAUGCUAAUAAUUAAUAACGCAUUCUAGGUUUCGGUUUGUUGUUCUUUUUUCUCCCCCCCACCCCAACAGCUGUUUUUUUUUUAAAUAGGAAUUUUCAAGUCCUCUCUGUGCUUGUCCGUUUGCUAGGAGCAGUUUGAGACACUGUUACUGUUUUGAAAUGCAUGCAUGUUACCAGAUGAGUCUCCAAAAGCAAGAGAAAAAAAUAAAACAAACUUUGUGUACAAAA
Messenger RNA from Coturnix japonica (Japanese quail), 5363 nucleotides. It is a transcript of the gene PIP4K2B, whose product is annotated as phosphatidylinositol-5-phosphate 4-kinase type 2 beta. Gene Ontology annotation, biological process: phosphatidylinositol phosphate biosynthetic process. The record is from RefSeq and is a predicted model, not a curated record. Gene Ontology annotation, cellular component: plasma membrane. Gene Ontology annotation, molecular function: 1-phosphatidylinositol-5-phosphate 4-kinase activity; 1-phosphatidylinositol-4-phosphate 5-kinase activity. NCBI's taxonomy places the organism in Eukaryota, Metazoa, Chordata, Aves, Galliformes, Phasianidae.